AUGUUCGGAUUUGCACUUGCUUUACAAGCUUUACUUGGAGCUAUUUAUCGAUGUUCAUUAGGUAUUCCGUCACAACGUGCAAAAACUAUAUUUGAUUUUGCUGAUGAUUUACUUCGUAUGGCAACAGCUUCAACAGCUGGUCAACAACAGUCUUUAAUACCACGUGUUAUACUUCAAUGUACUCAUACAGAAUGGCAUUUACUUGCUGCGUGUUAUACACUUGGACAACAAGUAAUAAAAAAAUUUGUUCCACGUUUAGUUCUUCUAUGGCGUAAUGUAUUUCCACGGUCACAAGCUGAUUUUGAACAAGAAAAACAACAUGGAGAUUCAUUUACAUGGAUAUUAUCAUUUAAUCAACGUUCAGGUGCAUUUUGUUCAAUCAUAUCAUUUUUAAAUAAUUGUUCAACAGGUGAUAAUCAUUUAAUAACUGAUGAUUUAAUUAAACAAUUUGGUCCAGAAUUAAAAGCACCAACAGCAAUGUUUCGUUGUCGUUUAUAUGAACUUCUUUUACUUAUACCAAUUAAAUUUUAUGAGCAAUAUUUUAAAGUUUUAUUAAGAGAAUUAGUUGCAGAAUUUAUAUUAACUGAUAAUUCAUCAAAUACAACAACAUCUUUACUUCGAUCAGUUUGUCAUGAUAAUGAUAGUGUUCUACUUGGUAAGAAUUAA
Rotaria sp. Silwood2 is the source of this 666-nucleotide messenger RNA. The record is from the annotation of a GenBank genome assembly. NCBI's taxonomy places the organism in Eukaryota, Metazoa, Rotifera, Eurotatoria, Philodinida, Philodinidae.